AUGGCGUCGCAGCCUCUCGAUCCCGGAAAUUCCGGUCGUAAUGAUCCCGCUCUUCUCCGCCUUCCGUCGACCGUCCGACACCGCAUAUACUUGUUCCUUGGCGUGGCGCGCUGGGACGGCUGUCCGCUCCUGUUUGACCUCGACGGCCCCGUCUCACCGAGCGACCAGGUCACAUUCUAUGGCCUGUUGCUUUCUUGCCGGGCCGUCUACACCGAGGUAUCAGCAUUACUAUUUUCCUCCAACAGAUUCGUCAUCCACUACAGGAACAAGAGGUCGCUGCAGCCGCUGCGGAAUCUCACGCCCCCGUCGCUUGCGGCCCUGACUAGCCUCAAGGUAGUGCUCAACCAAGCCUCCUGCCACCAUCGAAGGGAAGCAGAGGCGUCCGGCGCAUGCUGCACCCGCGUCUCCGGCUGCUUUACACGUAAACCGAAGGGCGCUGGGGGGCACUGUUUGAUUCGAAGGCCCCACAAGAAUCUCCACGACACUCCACUUCAGAGCUCCGACCCGUCGGCGAGAUUGAUGCUUGAGGAAUGGCGUGCAACAGCUGUCUACUUGUCUUCCAACACCAAACUCGACGCCCUUGAGCUCUCAUUGGUCUGUGAUGUUGACCAGAAAGAAGUCGAGGCAGCGGAACACGUCGUUGCACCACUCCUACUCUUCCCGAAGCUCAAGGACUGCCAUGUUCGCCUUUGCAUCAGCCCAAAUAGCCACCUGCGCCAGCUCGCGCGGAAUGCAUCACGGCAAGCCAGCAGCAAUCCGGCUUUGGAGCCCGCAUCACCAACGUCGGGCUCUAGCCGCCUUCUUAUUACUCUUCCACGGGAGGUACGCAUUCGUAUCCUCGAAUACACUGACCUUGUAGCUCCGUUGAAAGAGGUCAUGUGGAACAGGCUGGGACUAGGCUAUCACUAUUUCUCUUCAGGAUGCUCCGCAUGGGAGGGGGUUCCUUGUCUUCCUCCUUACCACCAUGGAUGCCAAUACAGGGAUUGUCACGGUCAAGGAAUUAUCAAAGACGGGAUUGUGCGGUCGGACCAACUUCGAUCUAUCGGCUGUUUCUGCGGCGUCCGGCACGCCGCCUUCUCAUCCACCUGCAAGUGCUGGGCACCACCCACGCCUUUGUUUCUCAUAUGUUGGGACCUUUGCGAGGAUGCAAGAUUCGUUUUCUUUUCCGCGAACCGAUUUGUCGUUAGCGACUCUCUGGUAUCGGCCAACCCCUGGUUAGCUUACGAUGUUUCGUUCACCCCCGAUCCCAAAUGGCUGCUAGAGAACCGCAGCAACUACUCCUGGAUGGAGUGGUACAGACAGGCGCAACCUCCGCGAGCAUACCCAGCCCACCGUUUUGCCGCGACCAAGUUCUUGAGGGAGGUGGUCCCCGCCGACUACUUGGGCUAUCUCCGUUUCCUCGAACUGGUCUUCCCUCCAUACAAUCACGAGUGCUGGCCACAUGAUGGUCAUCCCGCUCUGCAGGACUGGAUUGAUACUGUCGAUUGGGUCAAGGAUAAGAUCAACGCGCCCGCCAUCACACUCCGCCUUGUCAUGGCCGGUUCGAGGAUGUGGCACCCCGCAUGUCCUGACGACCGUGGAGGACUAACUCGGGUGCAAGGAAUUGCAGUGCUGACCGGAUACAACCGCAUCCUGAAACCACUAGCUGUUCUCCGCGAGCACGGCCUCACUCGGUUCUACGCGGAUUUUGCAUGGCCUUGGAAAUGGACCAAUAGGGUGUAUGAGAGACUCAGGGCCGCGGAUGACCCCAACACCAUACUGUCUUGGUUAGAGGGACAGGAAACGCUGUUGAACGACCGCGCUGAGCGCCUCAUAUUGGGGGAGGACCAGCAUGAUAGGCUCCGUUCCAAUGAAGCCAAACCGGGACCAAGCCCUUGGAAGAUGCACUCCGGGCGUGAAUACUAG
Dichotomopilus funicola is the source of this 1905-nucleotide messenger RNA. RefSeq lists its product as uncharacterized. The record is from RefSeq and is a predicted model, not a curated record. Bases 1 to 1905 code for a protein of 634 amino acids. NCBI's taxonomy places the organism in Eukaryota, Fungi, Ascomycota, Sordariomycetes, Sordariales, Chaetomiaceae. The transcript has a single exon.